AUGAUCCGCUCGGCCUUCAUUGGGACGCUACAUUGCAGCGUCCCAACAUCUUCUUCGCCGUCCUCUCGCUGCCUCGGAUUUCUCUAUCCUCCCCUCAAGAUGUCCAGACGCUCAACUCGACUCAGCGGCGACCUCGCUUCACCAUCCCUCACCUCUGUCAAUGGCUUCCGCAGCAACACCUUUAGCACCGAGGCUGGAUCCUCCACAAACCCGCUUCACACCAAUGCUCAGGAAGCAAACGGAAGCGCAAUUCCAGACUUUUACGAAUGGACCACGCCUGCAUUGCAAGCGGAAGUCAAACGAUACGGAUUCAAAGUUUCACGCAAACGGUCGACAUUGAUCGAUCAGCUCAAGGCUGUCUAUGAAGCAUUGAAUCUGUCCAAGGUGGCCUUUGAAGCGCCAGCAUUGGACGAGCAAGCAACUGAGGCUGAGGCAGAAGGAUGCACUAGGGGACGACGAAAGCUUGUACUGCCGAAUGCUACUCAGGCGGAAGAUCCGGCGGCCAAGAAGGGGAAAGGCAAAGGCAGAAAGAGCGAUCCAUUCGUUCUCGACGCGAGUUCCGACUCUGACACGUCUCAGCUCUCAUCCGAGAACGACUCAGCCAACUCUGAGCAGCCAGGAGACUUGACAGCGCAACUCGAGCUAGAAGCAGCCUCCGCAACCGACGGCUCCACCUCCUCCUCGGACAUACCCCUCUCCACCUCAGCAUCACCCUCGAAACAACCCCGCGCUCGACCACGUUCUCCCUCCUCCGUCUCCUCAUCCUCCGACACACCACUAGCAUCGCAGAUAGAAGUCGCAGUAGAACCAACACCAGCAGUCGCACAAACAAUGACCUCCGCCAUACAAUCCAAUCCCACCCUCUGGACCAGGAUUCUUCGCUACGAACCCAUCAGCUUUGACGAAUUCGUCAGCAUAGCCACCCAGAACGGUCUCGAGAUGGACUCGGGAAAGAGGAAAGACGAGUUGCGAACGUGGCUGGACAGGCAGUGUAUCUGCUUCUACUCGAACGAUCUGACCGGUCCAAGGAGUCGACAUUGA
Messenger RNA from Pseudozyma hubeiensis SY62, 1041 nucleotides. RefSeq lists its product as hypothetical. The record is from RefSeq and is a predicted model, not a curated record. Gene Ontology annotation, molecular function: enzyme binding. Gene Ontology annotation, biological process: DNA replication; meiotic DNA double-strand break processing; interstrand cross-link repair. Bases 1 to 1041 code for a protein of 346 amino acids. The transcript has a single exon. NCBI's taxonomy places the organism in Eukaryota, Fungi, Basidiomycota, Ustilaginomycetes, Ustilaginales, Ustilaginaceae. Gene Ontology annotation, cellular component: nucleus; Slx1-Slx4 complex.